GUGUUUCGUGUUGCCCAGGAGACAAUCACCGGGACGACAGAAAACAGAAGGGGACGGAUUACCCAGGGAGCCGGCCAUGUCAUGGGCUGGAUGACAAGGAAGUUGGCUCUGCAGCAGCACAGUACACAACCUCAGCUGGCAUCAAAGAUCUGCAAACAGAGGGGCAGCCCUGCCAUGCUGCCUGCUAGAUGGGCCAUGUACUGAUAUGCCCGAUUUAUGGCACCGGAUGACAGAUCUGUCCCUGUGAAGUCUUUCCUACACAAAGAACAAUAGUUGCCACCAGCACCGCUGUCGCCAUGGUUACCCAGCCUCAGUCCUUGCCUGAAACAGAGGAGUCACAGGAAAAUUGUGACAAAACAGAAAGUACAGAAGAAACAGAAAUGCCUGGUAAACCACGGACUAUGUGUGAAGGACAGGAGAAGACCUCUAAUGGAAAACACAAAAAGAAACCUCACUCCGCAAUUGAGAAGCACAAGCAAGAUAUGAUGGCUGCGGAGGGAUGUGUGCGCAAGAUCAUUCAUAACACCAUGAUUAAUCCAGAUCGCCUCAAACUUGCCAAGCUUCUGGUGGAAAAGGCAAUAAAGCAAAAAAAGAUAUUCAGUAUUCACGGCCCAUACCCUGUGAUACGUCAGUGCCUGCGCAGCCGAGGAUGGGUGGAAAAGAAGCUGCCUAAAAUCACAAAGGUUUCCCGCAAAAAGGAAAAGGCGGAUGAAGAAAAUGAAGAAGAUGAUGGGGAUGGAAGUGGAAAUGAGGAUGACGAUGAUGACGCCGAGGAGGAGGAUAAAGAUGAGGAUCCAGAUGGCAUCUAUGAUUUAAUGUCUAGACUGGUCCGCAAUGAAAUACCUUAUUUUAUCUGGACAACCAGGCGAGAUGCUGUGGACUGCAGGUUCUUGAAGAAGGAUCAAAUGAUGAACCACUAUGCCAAAGCAGGCUCCUUCACUACCAAGGUGGGCAUCUGCACUAAUUUAAGGAACCUCCACUGGUUUGAUGAGGCCGACCCAGAUUCUUUCUUCCCUCGCUGCUACAGACUGGGAGCUGAGGAUGAGAAGAAGGCAUUUAUUGAGGAUUUCUGGCUGACGGCUGCUCGGAGUAUUCUCAAAAGAGUCGCAGGAGGAGAAUGGAAUAGAAUGUCAGACACCAAAGAGAACACAACUAAUGUGAAUGAUGUCAAACGAGGAACCAAGAAACGCAGAGGUAGUGUAUCAACUCACGUCAUCACAACAGCCAUCCAAGUCUGCGAGUCCUAUCUAAACAGCCUAGAACACAACGACAUUGAUGUGGAAACAGCUUCAACUUCCAUCAUGACAGAUGCUUCAUGGGAAGAAUUCCUGCAUAGUUACUACCGGGUCAUUCAUGAAGGAGCAUCCAUUGACCUUUCAUUCUCCUAUGUGGAUCAGUGCAGUCAUUUAUUGCAGCAGUUAGCAGAAGUCAAUCCACAGCUAAACAUUGAGGGUGACAGGAAUAUUUGGAUUGUUAAACCUGGUGCCAAAUCUCGUGGAAGAGGUAUUAUUUGUAUGGAUCGCUUGGCGGAGAUUCUGAAGUUGGUGGAUUGUGAUCCUAUGAUUGUCAAGGAUGGAAAAUGGGUGGUCCAGAAAUACAUUGAGAGACCGCUACUCAUCUUCAAUACCAAGUUUGAUGUGCGUCAAUGGUUUCUGGUGACUGAUUGGAACCCUCUGACAAUCUGGUUUUAUAGAGAAUGUUAUGUGCGAUUUUCAACACAACCAUACUCCCUGGAGAGUCUAGACACAUCUAUCCACUUAUGCAACAACUCCAUACAAAAACAUUUCGAGAACUCCCGCAGUCGUCACCCUGAGGUUCCCGCCGAUAAUAUGUGGUCUAGUGAUCAAUUCCAGAUGCAUCUCCAGAGGCUGGGAGAAAAGAGAGCCUGGGAUGACAUCAUUGUGCCAGGGAUGAAGGCUGCCAUCAUACAUACAAUGCAAAGUGCCCAGGAUGUAGUAGAGUUCAGAAAAAGCAGCUAUGAGUUGUAUGGGGCUGAUUUCAUGUUUGGUGAGGACUAUCAACCCUGGCUGAUUGAGAUCAAUGCCAGUCCAACAAUGGCACCAUCUACAGUUGUGACCACCAAGCUGUGUGCUAUGGUUCAGGAGGACACUUUACGUGUAGUGAUCGAUCGGAAGUAUGAUCGCAACUGUGAUGUUGGUCUCUUCGAACUUAUCUAUAAGCAGCCACCUGUGGAUAUUCCUCAAUAUGUUGGAAUCAAUUUAUUGGUGGAAGGCUCAACAGUGAAAAGACCACGUGCUCCUCUCUUGAAACCUCUUCAUGGGCCUAUGAAUGUUGGCUUCACUCAACUGAUCAACCAAAGAUCCCUCUCCAUGGUGCAAAGUAAAACGUCAAAUGCAACUUCUUUAACUGGGAGCCAAGAUCCUUCAAGACAACGGUCAACAAUCCCGUAUACGACUUCAAAAACAUCCCAGUCCACACAAAAUACUCAUACCUUAAAAAGGGCAAAGACUACAGCUACUGGUAAAGAAAAUAUUUCAAUAGCAGAAGUUAAAUGUGGACCCGAGAGUGUGGACCUUGUGAGGCUGUCCAGAAAACUGGAUACACCCAAAUCCCUGGUGCACAGAAGAAGUGUGUCAAAAGGAGCAGUAACACAACAACAUCAGCGUCUGCCAGCUGCUCCUAAACUGUCUCUGUCAGAGAAGCCAACUUUAGUAAAGCACCCAGCUGGCCAAAGGGACGGGAUACACCUUGACUUGAAGUUCUCCAGCCUUGACCUGGGAGAAAUUCAGCUCCUUAAAAACUUUCCAAAGACAGGACUAGACCCUCAACGGAUGCCAUGUUUAUAUUGCAAGGGACCUUCUUUGUUGAGCAACAGUUUACAAGCUAUGUGCAACUGUAGCAGGAGCGCUAAACUUCCAGUAAAGCCCAUUCGUUUCCAGCUCACCAAGGGAACCAACCUCAGCAUGUUCCAUGAAGGAGCAGAGCCCCUCACAGCUCGGGGUACAGCCAUUCUGUCAUCAUUGUUGCUGUGACACCAUUUCUAUUCCACACAGUCCUGUCAAUAAAUUCCUUAUUGGAGAAACA
Hyla sarda is the source of this 3045-nucleotide messenger RNA. RefSeq names its product tubulin tyrosine ligase like 3 (gene TTLL3). Lineage: Eukaryota; Metazoa; Chordata; Amphibia; Anura; Hylidae. Gene Ontology annotation, molecular function: protein-glycine ligase activity, initiating. The record is from RefSeq and is a predicted model, not a curated record. Gene Ontology annotation, biological process: cilium assembly; cilium movement; protein polyglycylation. Bases 297 to 2993 code for a protein of 898 amino acids. Gene Ontology annotation, cellular component: cilium. The transcript has 16 exons.